Messenger RNA from Harpegnathos saltator (Jerdon's jumping ant), 1126 nucleotides. Its product is annotated as pre-mRNA-splicing factor ISY1 homolog. The transcript is spliced from 4 exons. Bases 135 to 845 code for a protein of 236 amino acids. Lineage: Eukaryota; Metazoa; Arthropoda; Insecta; Hymenoptera; Formicidae. The record is from RefSeq and is a predicted model, not a curated record. Gene Ontology annotation, biological process: generation of catalytic spliceosome for second transesterification step.
UCUUAUCGGUGAUUUAAUUUUUUUCUGGACAAACUAACGGGUUUUUUGUGCUAUCGUUAGAUGGCGUUAGGUAGGCUGUUGACAAACUGCAUAGUGGUACAUAACCUAGAAAUACAAACACGACCGUUCGCAAAAUGGCACGAAAUGCGGAGAAGGCUAUGACAACGCUUGCUCGUUGGAGAGCAGCGCAAAGUAACGAAGGAGCAAGGAAAGAGCAGGAACGGAGACCAUACCUAGCCUCAGAAUGCAGAGAUCUGCGCAAGGCAGAAAAAUGGAGAAUGCAAAUAAUUAGAGAAAUCGCAAAGAAAGUUGCUCAAAUUCAAAACGCCGGACUCGGAGAAUUUCGUAUUCGUGAUUUGAACGAUGAAAUAAAUAAGUUGCUUAGAGAAAAGCGACAUUGGGAAGCACAGAUCAAAGAACUCGGUGGGCCUGAUUAUUCCAGAGUUGGCCCUCGCAUGUUGGAUCAUGAAGGACGUGAGGUGCCUGGCAAUAGGGGUUACAAGUAUUUCGGAGCUGCCAAGGAACUACCUGGUGUCAGAGAAUUAUUCGAGCAAGAACCGCCGCCACCUCCUCGGAAAACUCGCGCGGAAUUGAUGAAGGACAUCGACGCGGACUACUAUGGUUACAUGGACGAUGAUGACGGUAUUUUGAUACCACUGGAACAAAAAGCGGAGCAAGAAGCAAGAGAAAAGUGCAUCAACGAGUGGGUAUCUCACGAAAAGGAUCCGGAAUCCACGGACAUUGAGAUCACGGCGCAGAAACCCAUUCCUACGCAGCAGGAUAUUCAGGAAGCUUUAUUAGCUAGGAAGAAAAAAGAGCUGCUGGACAAGUAUGGCUUGGACUGAGGCCUGAGUGCUGAAAGCAGUCCGCGCGAUCGUGUACAUAACAGUAAUUAUCUUUUAUAUAAUUGAACAAUAAUAAAUAUAUAUUCGUAAAUUUAUUGGUUUAAUUAUAUAUUAGAAUACAUUUUUAUAAAACGCGAUGGGGGGGAUAUGAUAAUUAUUGUUAAUUUAUAAAUACGUAAUAACAUUGAUUAAGGUAAUUAGUUUGUGCAGUAGACAUUCAAACUUGAAUUGAUGCUUAUCGAGAGAAAAAACGGGUGCUGUAGAUAAAAUAUAGAUCGAAA